Molecule: messenger RNA, 734 nt
Organism: Boleophthalmus pectinirostris (great blue-spotted mudskipper)
Lineage: Eukaryota; Metazoa; Chordata; Actinopteri; Gobiiformes; Gobiidae
Product: zinc-binding protein A33-like
Exons: 3
Coding region: 46-690 (214 amino acids)
Molecular function (GO): protein binding
Source: RefSeq, a predicted model, not a curated record
UACAAACAGACGAGGAGCAGAACCAGGGAGAAUAUUCCGGAGCCCAUGUGUGUCCGGGACAUCCUGAUCGACACGGCCAAACAUCUGGGAAUCCUCAAGUUUCAGGUUUGGAAGAAGAUGAGAAGCAUCGUCAAGGCUGCUCCGAUCACCUUCGACCCGAACACGGCGCAGUCCAACCUGAGCUUCUCGGAGGAGUUGACCCGAGUGCGUUACGGCGGCAGACUGAGCGUGCCCGAUAACCCCGAGCGCUGCGGGAACCGCGUGUGCGUUCUGGGGACGCCGGGCUUCAGCGCCGGACGCCACGCCUGGACCGUGGAGGUGGGGCGGGGCCGGGACUGGUACGUGGGCGUGGCCCGGGAGUCCGUCCAGAGAAAGAACACAGUGUUCCUGGACCCCGCCGAGGGAUUCUGGGUGAUCGGGCGGACGAACGGAGACUCGUACUGGGCCCAGACGCCGAACCGCACGCCGCUGACGGUGAAGCAGAAGCCCGAGAAGAUCACGGUGGAGCUGGACUACAGCAAAGGCAAAGUGGUGUUCAUCAACACGGCCGACAUGAGCGUCAUGCACACGUUUAAAGACAAGUUCACCGAGAAAGUCUUUCCUUAUUUCUCCCCUGGGCUCUACGAGGAAGGACGAGUCUCCACACCGGUCACCAUCUGCGCCCAGAACAUCAACAUCAGCACCUACUAGAACGUCAACACCUACUAGAACGUCAACACCUACUAGAACGUCAA